This is a messenger RNA of Sinocyclocheilus anshuiensis, 4359 nucleotides long. It is a transcript of the gene bcas3, whose product is annotated as BCAS3 microtubule associated cell migration factor. The record is from RefSeq and is a predicted model, not a curated record. The transcript has 24 exons. Bases 93 to 2825 code for a protein of 910 amino acids. Lineage: Eukaryota; Metazoa; Chordata; Actinopteri; Cypriniformes; Cyprinidae. Gene Ontology annotation, cellular component: cytoplasm. Gene Ontology annotation, biological process: autophagy; response to starvation. Gene Ontology annotation, molecular function: protein binding.
CCGCUGCAUGUCAGCUUCACUGUGGCGUUUUGUGAGGACCUCUGUUGAUCCGAAUUCAAAACACAAAACCUCUGGAUCCUGAGUGGUUGGCCAUGGCGUCUGACUCCCCGCGCAGACCGAGCCGCUGUGCUGGUGGGGUUGUGGUUCGAGCACAGGCUGCAACAGAGCAGUCAUACAUGGAGAGCGUAGUUACGUUCUUGCAGGAUGUAGUCCCUCAGGCAUAUACUGGGACACCUCCAAAUGAUGAAAAAGAGAAGAUAGUUUGGGUCCGUUUUGAAAAAACAGACAUCAAUGAUGUGGCUCGCUUACCAGAGUUCCAAGAGAUGCACGGCAGCGGCACUGACCCGCCUCUCUGCUUGAUGAUUGGAUACACUGAUGGAAUGCAGAUUUGGAGCAUAUCACUGAACGGGGAAGCACAGGAGCUGUUCUCGGUGAGGCAUGGACCUGUGCGAACUGCUAGGAUCCUGCCUGCUCCUCAUAUCAGUUCCCUCAACACUGACAGCUUCGCUGAGAAACGGCCCCUCCUCGGCGUGUGCAAGAGCACGGGCUCUUCGGGGACAAGUCCCCCUUAUUGUUGUGUGGAUCUUUAUUCCUUGAGGACAGGAGAGAUGGUCAAGUCCAUACAGUUUAAAACGCCCAUCUAUGAUCUGCACUGCAACAAAAGGAUCCUCGUAGUUAGUCUUCAAGAAAAGAUUGCUGCCUUUGACAGCUGCACCUUUAUGAAAAAGUUCUUUGUCACAAGCUGCUACCCCUGUCCUGGGCCCAACCUCAACCCUAUAGCUCUGGGAAGCCGGUGGUUGGCCUAUGCUGAGAACAAGCUGAUCCGGUGUCAUCAGUCCCGUGGUGGGGCCUGUGGAGAUAAUGCCCAGUCCUACACUGCCACUGUCAUCAGUGCUGCUAAAACGUUGAAGACGGGCCUGACAAUGGUGGGGAAGGUCGUGACCCAGCUUGCCGGUACACUGCCAUCAGGGGCACCUGACGAGGAGGGCAUUGCCCAUAGUGGCACCCGCCGCAGCCCUCACCAGCCUGGUGUGGUCACCAUCAUAGACACACACACUGUGGGAGAAGGACAGGUUCUUGUUAGUGAGGAUUCUGAUGGAGAAGGAGUGAUUGCACAUUUUCCAGCACACGAUAAGCCUAUAUCCUGCAUGGCGUUUAAUCCGAGUGGUAUGUUACUGGUGACUGCAGACACCCUUGGCCAUGACUUCCACGUUUUCCAAAUCUUGACUCACCCGUGGGAAUCUUCCCAGAGUGCGGUUCAUCAUCUAUACACGCUUCACAGAGGAGAGACUGAGGCUAAGGUGCAGGACAUCUGCUUCAGCCAUGACUGCCGCUGGGUGGUGAUCAGUACUCUUCGUGGUACCUCUCAUGUCUUUCCCAUCAAUCCAUAUGGUGGAGCGCCAUGUGCACGCACGCACAUGUCUCCACGUGUGGUCAAUCGCAUGAGCCGUUUCCAGAAGAGUGCCGGACUGGAGGAGAUCGAGCAAGAGCUGAGCAGCAAACAGGGCGGCCGGUGUAGCCCCAUUCCUGGCCUCUCUAGUAGCCCAUCUGGAUCACCACUACAUGCCAAACUCACCAGUCAAGAAUCCUUUAACAACUUCACCAACAACAACAUGGGUAACCCACGGCUGUCUCCAUUACCCAGUUUGACGGUCGUGCUUCCACUGGCUCAGAUCAAGCAGCCGAUGACCUUGGGCACCAUCACCAAGCGCACUGGCAAAUCCAAGCCACCUCCCCAGAUCUCUCCCAGUAAGUCCAGUGGUGGGGAGUUCUGCGUGGCUGCAGUCUUCGCCUCCUCCCGCUCUUGGUUCAUCACCAACCCCAACAUGAAGAGAGAGAAAGAUCAGUCUCGGCAGGCUGUCGUUGAAUCACUGUACAUCCUGAGUUGCUACGGAAAUCUGGUGGAGCAUGUGCUGGAACCUCGUCCAAUCAGCAUGGCACAAAAGAUAGGCGACGACACGCCUCUGGAGCUGAACACCUGUCCGAGAGCCUGUUGGAAUCUAGCCAGGACACCGCGGUGGAAUGAGCUACAACCAUCUUUCAACAGCAACCACCCCUUGGUGCUGGCCUCAGACUUCGUGCAGUACUAUCAAUACCUCCUGGCUGGAUUGGCUCCUCCUGGCAGCCCUGGCCCCAUUACCCGACACGAGUCUUAUGACAGUCUGGCAUCCGAUCACAGUGGCCAGGAGGACGAAGAAUGGCUCUCACAGGUGGAGAUUGUCACCCACACAGGCCCUCACAGGAGACUCUGGAUGGGCCCUCAGUUUCAGUUCAAGACCAUCCAUCCGUCCGGUCAGACCACUGUUAUCUCCUCCAGCUCCUCUGUACUGCAGUCACAGGGGCCCAGCGACACCCAGCAGCCUCUCCUUGAUUUCGACACAGACGACCUGGACCUGCACAGCCUCAGGAUCCAGCCAGUGCGUUCAGAACCCGUUAGCAUGCCUGGUUCCUCUCGCCUGGUGGCCGACCGUAGAGGCCAGUCGACAGUCAUAGAUACUGGCUCAGGCAUGUUUGACCGCAGUGUCACCCUGCUGGAGGUGUGUGGCAGCUGGCCUGAGAGUUUCGGACUGCGUCACAUGUCCUCUGUGGAAGCCACGGAAGAGGGCCUGAAGGAGAGGCUGGCAGACGCAAUGUCAGAGUCGCCCAGCAGAGACAUUGUGGGCUCUGGGACAGCAGAGCUCCAGAGGGAGGGAAGCAUCGAGACGCUCAGCAAUAGUUCUGGCUCCACCAGUGGCAGCAUUCCCCGAAACUUCGAGGGCUACCGGUCCCCUCUCCCCACCAAUGAGAGCCAGCCCCUCAGCCUCUACCCCACCGCCUUCCCCUAAAACCAGCCGUCCUGCCCCAAGGAAAACUUCUCUGUCGCCUUUGGACAAUCUUGACAGUACAACCACAACACAUCAACACAACUCCAUUCUGCUCCGCUAUAUCUUUUCUCUGUUCUUUUUCCUUUAAUCAAACCUGGCAUGCAGGAAAACCCUGUUCAAUCAGGCCCUGCGUUACCAUCCUUUGUCAUUCACUUCCCUUGUAGCUUAAUGUUAACAUUGCCUCCACCUGAGAGAGAGAAAGAGAGUGCAUGGAUAUUAACCUUGACGGGUCGGAUGAACUGUAGAAGGGAUCCGUUGGAGUUGCCACUUUUCUCAAAGAUGUGUCAUAUUACCAAUAUCAUUAUCAAUCGAACUUCCAGUGCGCAUCUUUAUUGAAUGCGUGCAUGUGUGUGUGUGAGUGAGAGAGAGUGUGUGCUCAUCAAAUACGUGUCCUGAUUAGUUCUCGGUAGUUGAGUUUAGGUUUGAGCUCACAAAGCGCUAUGCUGGUUUCCAUUCACACAUCAGUAGACAGUGUUUGAUAUAUUUUAGUAGACAUGUACUGUAGUUCACAUUUGAAUUGAUUUGACUUUUAUAGGUAAUCAAACAUGGUCAUGUUUACAAUUGAAUCUUGUUACAUUAUAGUGUUUAUGAUUCUGCACAUUUUUCUGUAUAUUUGAUUUAAAAAAAAAAUAAUUUGAUUGUUUUUACCAAGAGUCAGUUUCUUGGAUUCAAUUUUAUUUGCUUUAUAAAAUCAGUGGAUUCAAAUGAUUUAAAUUCCUUUCAAUUUAUGCGUAAAUGACAUGUAUUGAUUCUUUCAAAAAGGGAGUUUUGUGUUCUAAUGUUUCCUUGUUUGAUUCGCUUUUUUUCCUUGUUUUAUAGGCUGAUAUUUAGCAGUGGCGCUCUCAACGAUCCACAGCAAACUUCAUUCAGCUCAGGCGAUUGAUUUUGACACUACCCAAAUGUUAAAAAAGUAGUUCCAUCAUUAUCAUUAUCGUCAUCAAUAUAUCAUUCUGUAUUAGCUUGUUUAUUUAACUAUUUUAAAUGGCUUUGUUUGAAGAAUGUCUUUUAGCUUUGCUUGACUGGAUGUAACGUUUUACACACACACACACACACAACACACAGUUAUUGAUAAAUACCAAUUAAACAAGAAAUGUGAAUACAUGGUCCUAAUCAUCAGCUUGUCAAAAUGUUUAAAGAGCCCGCUGUUGGCUGGCAGCUCUGUGCAUGUUGAAAGCCUCAGUAGCUGGAGAGGAAACAUGAAGAGUUUGUUCACCGUAAUUUAUAACGCCAUUCAAGUUGGCAUGACUUUAUGUCUGAAUGCAGUGCACAUGCUUUGUAUGGACUAUAUUUUUUGUAAUAAUACUUACGCAAUGUGAUCUUGAAAUAGGAAUUUAUGCAAGUGAAUUUAACAAGUCUUCUAUACAUUUGUGUUUGCUUAAUACUGCAUAUGCAUUCUGACUUCCUUAGUUUGUUGUUUUCCCUUUUAACUUACCUUGCUCUCUCCUGAAUAUAUUUGUUAUACAAAAAAAUAAAUAAAUGCAUUUGAAUGACGAGG